Messenger RNA from Gossypium raimondii (Peruvian cotton), 1298 nucleotides. Its product is annotated as 1-aminocyclopropane-1-carboxylate oxidase 5. Bases 87 to 998 code for a protein of 303 amino acids. Lineage: Eukaryota; Viridiplantae; Streptophyta; Magnoliopsida; Malvales; Malvaceae. The transcript has 3 exons. The record is from RefSeq and is a predicted model, not a curated record.
ACUUUGCUAACCAUUCCCCCACUACUAAUUAGCUUUUCUUCUUCUUCUUCUUCUUCUUCUUCUUCUUGUAUUUGUUUUAGUCUUCAAUGGCAAUUCCGGUGGUUGAUUUCUCUAAGCUCAAUGGUGAGGAUAGGGCCAAAACAAUGGCUCAGAUUGCAAAUGCAUGCCAAGAAUGGGGUUUUUUUCAGCUGGUGAACCAUGGCAUCCCAGUGGAGUUGCUGGAGAGGGUGAAGAAGGUCUCAUCAGAGUUUUAUAAGGGAGAGAGGGAGGAGAAUUUCAACAAGUCAAAGGAGGUAGACUUAUUGGAUGAGAGUAGUGAAAAGUUGGAGAAUGUGGAUUGGGAAGAUGUUAUCACUCUCUUGGAUGAUAAUGAAUGGCCAUCCAAAACACCUGGCUUCCAGGAAACCAUGAAGGAAUACAGGUUUGAGUUGAAGAAAUUGGCAGAAAAGGUGAUGCAAGUUAUGGAUGAAAACUUGGGAUUACCGAAGGGAUACAUAAGGAAGGCACUCAAUGAUGGAGAUGGUGAUAAUGCCUUCUUUGGCACCAAGGUUAGCCACUACCCACCAUGUCCUCACCCUGAGAGGGUGAAGGGUCUUCGAGCCCACACAGACGCUGGUGGCGUCAUUUUACUCUUCCAAGACGACAAGGUGGGGGGACUUCAAGUCUUGAAAGAUGGAGAAUGGAUUGAUGUCCAGCCCUUGCCUAACACCAUUGUCAUCAACACAGGUGAUCAGAUUGAGGUCCUCAGCAAUGGCCGCUACAAGAGUGCUUGGCACCGAGUCCUGAGCCCUGUCCAUGGGAUCAGGAGAUCCAUUGCUUCAUUUUACAAUCCAAGUCUGAAAACCACCAUUGCUCCUGCACCACAGUUGGUGGAAAAAACAAACCAACAAGUGGAACAAACUUAUCCCAAGUUUGUUUUUGGGGAUUAUAUGUCUGUUUAUGUUCAGCAGAAGUUCCUUCCCAAGGAACCAAGGUUCCAAGCUGUAAGGGCAGUGUAAUACCAAGAAGAAGCUCAAAACCAUGAAUGAUGUUUUUGACUGAAAGAGUAGAGCCCUUUCUUUCCUGGAAAAUAAAAUUGCAGGGAAGGAUAUGAAGAGCUCAAGUCAGUAUACAAAGUUACUAGGGUGUUUGUUUGUUUGUUUGUUGUGUUUUUUACUUUUUUUUUCUUUUCCUUUUUUGGUUGGAGUUUGUGGUGAUGAACAUGAUGAGAUGCUCGAUCAAAUUGCUAAAGUUGGGUGUGUAAAUUUGAAUCACAUAUAUAUUUUAUUAUGAAUUUUCUAAUCUUUUAUUUUACGAAA